AUGGCUAUGCAAGGUACUCCAGUCCUCGACAGGUUCCUGUCUGGGCUCGCGGAGCUCGUUAGGAACCGCGACGGCGCUCAACUCCAAGACUUUCUGCAGAUCGAACCUCCUUUGUCUGAAAUAUACCAACAGAUGGUGGAUGAGCUACGCCAACGAUAUCCCAAUGGAUCGCAGAAAGAAGUCGAUCUCCUACGGCGUUGCGAAGCGCUCGUCCCGCGCUCCAAGGGUGGCAGCUCAUGGACAGCUUUUCCGACCUUCAUGAAACUCUACUUUACCUUCCUCCGCGAUGUGAACGUCGAUAAUCUGCUCGAAACCUACAACCUGCUCAAAGGGCUGGUGAAUCAGUAUGGGGUCAUCGUUCUGCCGACCGUCCUUUACCUGUCCAAAGUUCUCGCGAAACUGGCCAUGGGUCUCGACCGGCGCCCGGAGUUGAUCGCACAUCUGCUAAGAAUGGAGGGUCGCCCCGACCAGGAUGAGAGCAUCGAGAAAGUAACACUGGUCGAGAAAUCCGCCAACGUGGUCCGUGAGGCGUUCAUCAAGUGUCUCACAGAUCGUAGCGGUACCCCGGGGGUCCAUGGCAAACCCGAAGGCAAGCGAAUUGGUAUCUAUCUCAUGGCCAACCUCUGCCUGAAAUUGCUCUUUCAGUGCGGUAAACUCAGAAAUGCGGAACAGAUGUUUGCCAGUAUCAGCGCCCAGUCUCCACCACUAAAGUACUUCCCUGCCUCCCAGAGAGUCACAUACCUUUACUACCUUGGACGAUAUCUAUUUUCUAACAAUCUCUUUUACCCCGCCCAAAUCGCCCUUCAGUCCGCAUACGACCAAUGCCACCACCAGGCUCUCAGCCAGAAGCGAGUCAUUCUGACCUACCUAAUUCCGUGCAAUAUGAUCAUGGGGCGUUUUCCCUCGUUGGAGCUACUCCAACGGCCCGAAUCUGAGGGACUGGCCGAUAAAUUCAUUCCGAUCUGUCGGCUGAUCGUUCGCGGCGAUUACGUUGCCUUUCGAGAGCAUCUUGCGUUGGACUCUUCGACCACAGAAUGGUUUGCGCAGAAGGGCAUUCUACUUGCUCUACGCAAUCGGUGCGAAAUCCUCGUGUGGCGGGCGUUUGCGCGCAAAGUGUUCAUCCAUGGGGGGUUUCACGGCGAGCCUCAAGGAUCCGCCCAACGCGGACCACCUCCGUUCCUAUACCUCCAUAAACUAGAAACAGCAGUGCGGUGGCUCCAAGCGCAACAUGCGCAGUCCUUGCAUAGCGGUCUCAGCUUUACCCCGUCGGGCCGCAGCCUCGACGCAAAAGCCGGCCACAACGAUCUCGGAUCGCAGUUGGUCUAUAAACUACCGGACCACGAUUUCGCUGGACUGAACGAGGUCGAAGGCGGGGUUUCCAAACCUGACCCGAACGUAGUGUCGCAGUACGAAGACUUCCUUAUGCCGGACGGAUUUUUCGACGUCAUGGGGCAAUGGCAGCCCAACCAGCCGGGAACCUUGAUCGACGGACAACCCGACGUGGACUACCGCCAGUAUGAACUCGACCCAUGUGCCCAUCGAGUUGAGUUAGAUUCGGCAUCUAACCAAGGAAAGCCAACGGCCAUGAUGCGAGAGCUCGAGUCGAUCCUGGCGUCUCUGCUUACCCAGGGCCUGAUGCGCGGUUACUUAACACACACGAAUCCUCGAUUCGCCAUUCCUGGCGCACGUCUGCGGGGCGCCUUGCCCACAGGCUUUCCGAACGUCUGGCAGACGAUCUCCGCCCGGGAAUCUGAGGACGACCGUGUCCCUGGUUGGGUCCAACCUCCGUCGCCCGUGGCGGGCGGCGGCCUUGCCGCAGCUGGCGGAGGUCGCGUGGUGAAUCUCGCGGGUGCACGACCAGUCGGCGCGCAGUGA
This is a messenger RNA of Aspergillus alliaceus, 1875 nucleotides long. RefSeq lists its product as uncharacterized. Gene Ontology annotation, cellular component: transcription export complex 2. The record is from RefSeq and is a predicted model, not a curated record. Gene Ontology annotation, biological process: poly(A)+ mRNA export from nucleus; post-transcriptional tethering of RNA polymerase II gene DNA at nuclear periphery; transcription elongation by RNA polymerase II. NCBI's taxonomy places the organism in Eukaryota, Fungi, Ascomycota, Eurotiomycetes, Eurotiales, Aspergillaceae. The transcript is spliced from 3 exons. Gene Ontology annotation, molecular function: RNA binding; double-stranded DNA binding. The coding region runs from base 1 to 1875 and encodes 624 amino acids.